This is a messenger RNA of Theobroma umbraticum, 1540 nucleotides long. Its product is annotated as serine carboxypeptidase-like 44. Gene Ontology annotation, biological process: proteolysis. Lineage: Eukaryota; Viridiplantae; Streptophyta; Magnoliopsida; Malvales; Malvaceae. Gene Ontology annotation, molecular function: serine-type carboxypeptidase activity. The record is from RefSeq and is a predicted model, not a curated record.
AUGGAUAAUAGGGUAUUUUUUCUUGGUCUUUUAUUAUUCGUAUUUGGUGGUGUUAAUGGAUUUCCCAUGAAUGAUGUAAUAGAAAAAUUGCCCGAACAGCCAAACGUAACUUUUAGGCAAUUUUCUGGCUACAUUGACACUGAUGAAAAGGCCGGUAGAAGUUUAUUCUAUUAUUUUGUCGAAGCUGAAAAAAAUCCAAUGAAUCUACCGCUUACUAUCUGGCUAACUGGAGGACCAGGUUGUGGUUCAGUUGGAGAUGGGUUUUUAAGUGUUGGUCCUUUCAUUACUACAGCUAAUGCUCAUGGUCUCCAAAGAAAUCCAUAUUCUUGGAUCAAAGUGACAAAUCUCCUGUUCAUUGAUUCCCCUAUUGGAGCGGGAUGGUCCUACUCAAACACAAGCAGCGACUAUGAAGUUGGGGAUGAUAGUACUAAUAAAGACUUGCUUACGUUCAUACUCCAAUGGUUUGAAAAGUACCCAAAUUUUAAGUCUAGAGAUUUAUAUCUUGGCGGAUCAAGCUAUGCAGGACACUUCAUACCCAAUUUUGCUAAUGCCUUACUUGAUUACAACAAACAAUCAAACAGUUUCAAGUUCAACAUCAAAGGAUUGACAUUGGGGAAUCCGCUUCUUCGAAAUAAGCUAGACACUCUUGCAGUAUAUGAUUUCUUUUGGUCACGUGGGAUGAUUAAUAUUGACUUGCACCAACAAAUCUUGAAAGAAUGCAAUGGAAUUGAUGAGGACAACUAUUCCAAUAAUGCUACCAAAUGGUCUGAAUCAUGCCAACAAGCCAUGGAUAAAGCGGAAAUGGCUGCUUUUAUUGUAUCUUCCGUUAAUGCGGCCAAGGCAAGACGCUUUGAUGUUCUUCGAGACCCUUGUGAUGAAAAAUGGGAAGACCUCGUGUUAGGGAAGGAGGUUACGAAAGUUAGUUAUGAAGUAGAUAUGUGCAUUCCUUUCAGGGCAGAUUUCUAUUUCAACAUUCCGGAAGUUCAAAAAGCUUUUCAUGGGAAUCGAACCAAUUUAGGAUAUCAAUGGAAGGGUUGUUUUGAGAAAAGUGGUCUUAAAUACAGUGAUGUUGAUAAGGACAUUGACAUGCUUCCGGCAUUGAAAAAAAUUCUCCAGCAAUCUAUUCCCAUUACAAUAUUCAGUGGAGACCAAGAUGCUAUAGUACCAACGGUUGGAAGCUUAAACCAUGUAAACAAGCUCGCCAAGGAUAUGAAAUUGAAUUUGACAAAAGAUGAAGCUUGGAAUCAUGAAAACAAGGGUGGAGGUUGGAUGUAUUCGUAUGGUAAUUUAUUGACUUACAUGACUGUAAAAGGAGCUAAUCAUCAUGUAACUUUUUCUAAACCAUCUGAAGCUUUAUUUAUUUUCACGAAUAUUGUACUUAAUCGAUCACAUUGAGGCAGCGAAUCGCAGCCAAGCCUUGCUGUGUCAUCUUUUCAUCUUCUUCCAAAAGAAAAAAAAACCCAUGAUUGUAAUUUUAUGUUUUGUUGUAAUGAGAUGUAUAGCAUUAUUUUAUGAAACGAAAACAUCUUUCUUUUUUUUU